Molecule: messenger RNA, 330 nt
Organism: Alternaria alternata
Lineage: Eukaryota; Fungi; Ascomycota; Dothideomycetes; Pleosporales; Pleosporaceae
Exons: 2
Coding region: 1-330 (109 amino acids)
Source: RefSeq, a predicted model, not a curated record
AUGCAGCUCUUCUACGCCCUCCUUUCUCUCCUCCCUCUUGUAGCUGCAAACGGCCGGAUUCGCUUCAACGCAUUCGACCACGUCAACUGCCAAGGAUUCGAGGAGAACUACGACCUCAACCCCGCAACAGUGAAGGGAAAUUUUCCAGGACCCCGCGGCGCUAUUCAGAUCCUGCAAACAUCUGCGGGAUGUCACCUUACGCUUUACACGGGCGCCAACCAGUCGCCGAAUGAUGGCAGCAAGCUCCGAAUUCCUACUGAUAGCGCGAACUGCUUUUGGAAUGGGAAUGGGUUCGAGCAGUAUCACAGCUUUGGAUACUACUGCGACUGA